Penicillium roqueforti is the source of this 2085-nucleotide messenger RNA. Its product is annotated as transcription factor IIF subunit TFG1. Bases 1 to 2085 code for a protein of 694 amino acids. Gene Ontology annotation, cellular component: transcription factor TFIIF complex; nucleus. Gene Ontology annotation, molecular function: RNA polymerase II general transcription initiation factor activity; DNA binding; TFIIF-class transcription factor complex binding. NCBI's taxonomy places the organism in Eukaryota, Fungi, Ascomycota, Eurotiomycetes, Eurotiales, Aspergillaceae. The transcript is spliced from 4 exons. The record is from RefSeq and is a predicted model, not a curated record. Gene Ontology annotation, biological process: transcription initiation at RNA polymerase II promoter; positive regulation of transcription elongation by RNA polymerase II.
AUGUCGACUCCGACGAAUCCAUCGAAUGCUCGCACUCCAACCGGCCCAAAUGGUGCACCGCUGAUGAGGAUGCGUCGUCCAAAAGCAGCGGAUCCUUUGGUUCGACCGAAGAGAAGGCCUGUUCCCAGACCAGCUGGCGCCACUCCUGCCGGCAAUGGAGUAGCCACCAAGACUCUUCCUUCACGACCGCAAAGGCCCCACAACCAGGCAAUCUUCCCGUCCGAGCGACCUAUGCUUGAGCUUUCAAACAACCACAUGGCAGCGAAUGGAUUCAGCGGUCCUUUGCUCAGUGAUAAAUAUGUUGAUUACCCGGUGGUGACGACAAAGCGAGCUCUGAUGGAGGGACUGAAGCACCACAUCGCGCGAUUUGCCUCGAAGAAAAGCGUUGACCCACGUGAUGAAUCACAAUUUACGCGACCAGUCCGACUUCACCGCCGCGACCCACGUUCACGAACUCAUGAUCCAAAUUCGGGGAGAUCCGAGAUCGAUGGCCAGCCAAUGGAUGAAGCGGAACGCGAAGCCUUCGAUGCUCGCAAGGCAGCACGUGAAAAAGAGCGCGCUGAGAACCUUUCCCAAAUCGCCCCCGCCCUCGGCUCAACCUCGAAACGACCAAAUGCCCCAAAGCAGAAGACGCAGCAGGUUUUCAAGUCGGAUAUGACCCCCGAAGAAAUUGCACGAGCACGGAUCAAGUACGAAGAAGCCUUGCCAUGGCAUCUGGAGGAUUUCGAUAACCAGCACACUUGGGUUGGAAACUACGAAGCAGCCCUGUCCGAAACACAUGCGAUCUUUGUCCUCGACAACGGAAAGAUGAGAAUGAUACCGGCCGAAAAGUGGUACAAGUUUAACGCUAAGAGUAAUUUCAAGGCUUUGACGAUUGACGAAGCAGAGAAAUUCAUGGCUAAGAGAGUGAAAGACCCCCGAUGGUUCAUGGAGAAGCAGCAGCAGCUGGAGCAAGAAAAGGAACUGGAAACAUACGCCAAGCAGCGCAAAGUCUACGCCGGAAAACAGGGCACAACCGCCGGAAAGGGUGCGGGAUUGGAAGCUGGUGAAAUGGAUUUCGAAGAGGAUCGAUUUGCCGACGACGAAGAACAUGAUGACCUCUUCAAUGAGGAUGAAGAUGCCAAGGAUGCGGAAAAGAGGAUCAAAGAGGACCAGCUCAAGGCGAAUGUGUUCAAUCUCAAGGACGAGAAGGAAUAUGACGCUGAAGAAAUGCGAGAGAAACGUGAACGAGAGGCCCGGCGUGUGUUGGGCAAGGGUGUGCGCAAGGCUCUGAAGAGGAGAGAACGGAACUUUGAUUACAGCAGCGGUUCUGACGUCAAUCCGUACACAGAUGAGGAGAGCUCCGACGACAGCGAAACCGAACGGGCCAAGGAGGAAGAACGGAAGAAGGCAGAAGAAGAAAAGAACCAAAAAGAAGCGCUCUCCAAGGGAGGAAAUACUCCUUCCGGUCGACCCAAGCAUACAGACGCCCUGAAGAAAGCUUCAGCUGCUGGAUCACGGAAAAGGCUUGGAUCACCAAACGCUUCCGACGCGAGCGGCACCGAUACAUCUCGAAAGAAGGCCAAAAACAUGCAUCUCCCUGCGUCUCAACCCCCAUCGCGUCCGAUCUCUCCAUCCGCUUUGCAGGGCAAGAAACGCGUACGAAACAUUGCUGGUGGUGCUGGAUCUGGCAGUGAUGGCGACACUGCUGCCGGAUCUGGAGCUGAAAUGACCGAGGGUGGUAAGAUCAAGAAACUGAAACUCAACCCACCUACUUCGGUUUCUCGUGGCGGCACUCCACAAGGGUCUCGCGGCGCAAGUCCUUUGCCUCGACUCUCCGGAAGCCGUGCCAACAGCCCCGACGGCCCUAGAGGCCUUCGUAUGUCGACUCCAGUUUCUGGCAACCAGACGUUCCCGACAGCUGGCGAAAUCCACGCAGCCAUCCCAGCAUCUGGCAUCCUCAGCAGCGACCUCUUGAAGGUUUUCCGCCCUCGUAUUGGCGAAUCCAAGGAGAACCACCGGAGAUUCAUUGCCAUUGUCAAGGACGUCAGUGUUUAUGGAAAAGAGGAUCGGAUGCUGCGACCAGGCCCCUGGAAGGGCAACUGA